Messenger RNA from Miniopterus natalensis, 2034 nucleotides. Lineage: Eukaryota; Metazoa; Chordata; Mammalia; Chiroptera; Miniopteridae. The record is from RefSeq and is a predicted model, not a curated record.
UCCUAGGUUGAUGCUCAACCACUGAGCCACACCCACUCAGGCUAUUUAUAUAUUUUUAAAUGUUUGUUGCUUUCAAUAAUGAAAUUACUGAAUCAAGAAAAAUACUUGUUUUUCUCAAAAUACCCAAUGGCCCUUAAAAAUGCCUGCCUGUUGGGUCAUAUUUCAUUGCUUUUUUUGUUGAUUAUAAUGUUGGAAACAAGUGUCCAUAUUAAAUAGUGAUGGAGAAAAUAAUUUUAAGAAUAAAUUUUUUCCCACAUGAGGAAAAAACUUAAAUUUAAUAGCAAACCUACCUCCAAGUCUCCCCCUUGAAAAGCCACCCUGGCGACGACCACGCGCUGUCUAAGCAGGUGUUUACGUGUCCUAGGGAAAGAAGCCCAGAAAGGAUCUCAGCUCUUUGACGACCUCCCUCCGGCCAGCAGUACUGACUCAGGUACAGUCUUCAGACUCUCCCAGGUGUGUGUCAACGUGUCAUCCUGGGAUUGUAGUUGUCUCAAUCUUUUUCCCUUUCCCCCAUUUUCAACACACAGAUGUUUUAGGUGUUGGACUGUCUUAAGUUUUGAAUCCAUGGCAUCAGGUAAGGCAGAGAAAUCCACUAGUUGCUGGCUCUGAGAAACUGCGUGAACUUGGAGCAGUCUUCUCUGGUUCAUUGGAGUACUUUAUAGCUGAAUUGAGAUGUAACUCUUUAGGGCAGAUUUUUGUUUCCUUUCAAUGAUAGGACUUUAAAAUAAAAUAAGGUUCAAGACAUUAUUUACCACAGUGUGAGUUGCCACUGGAUUGACAGAAUUUUGAGUUUAUUUCAAUGACCUGCAUAGGCAUCCUGGUGGGAUGGAUUCUGACACGCCUUCCCCAGGUUUUGUGAGCUCACUGCCUGUCCUGCUGUGUUUCAGGAUCAGGGGGACCUUUGCUUUUUGAUGACCUCCCACCAGCCAGCAGUGGCGAGUCAGGUUCUCUGGACAGCUCGAUAUCCCAGAUGGUAAAGAAUGAAGGGAAAGGAGCAAAGAGGAAAUCGUCGGAAGAGGAGAAUGGCAGUGAAGAGCUUGUGGAAAAGAAACCUCUUCAGUGAUUUUUAGUUUGAAAGGCUACGUGGCUGAACGGAAGGGCGAGCGGGAGGAGAUGCAGGACGCACACGUCAUCCUGAACGACAUCACCGAGGAGUGCGGGCCGCCAACAUCCCUCAUUGCCCGGGUUUCAUAUUUUGCCGUUUUUGAUGGACAUGGAGGAAUUCGAGCCUCAAAGUUUGCUGCGCAGAAUUUGCAUCAGAACUUAAUCAGGAAAUUUCCUAAAGGAGAUGUAAUCAGUGUCGAGAAAACCGUGAAGAGGUGUCUUUUGGACACGUUUAAGCACACGGAUGAAGAGUUCCUCAAACAGGCCUCAAGUCAGAAGCCUGCCUGGAAAGAUGGGUCCACUGCCACGUGUGUUCUGGCUGUAGACAACACCCUUUAUAUUGCCAACCUUGGAGAUAGUCGGGCCAUCCUGUGUCGUUACAAUGAGGAGAGUCAAAAACAUGCGGCCUUAAGCCUCAGCAAGGAGCACAACCCCACACAGUACGAGGAGCGAAUGAGAAUACAGAAGGCUGGAGGAAACGUCAGGGACGGGCGUGUCUUGGGUGUGCUGGAGGUGUCCCGCUCCAUUGGGGAUGGGCAGUACAAGCGCUGCGGGGUCACUUCUGUGCCAGACAUCAGACGCUGCCAGCUGACCCCCAACGACAGGUUCAUUUUGCUGGCCUGCGACGGCCUCUUCAAGGUCUUUACCCCAGAAGAAGCUGUGAACUUCAUCUUGUCCUGCCUUGAGGAUGAGAAGAUCCAGAGCCGGGAAGGCAAGCCGGCCAUGGACACCCGCUAUGAAGCAGCCUGCAACAGGCUGGCCAACAAGGCGGUGCAGCGGGGCUCAGCGGACAACGUCACGGUGAUGUUGGUGCGGAUCGGGCACUGAGGGCGCGGCCUGCCACUGGCUUCAAAGGUCCAUGUGUGUGUUUUGUGUACUCCUGCCCUGCGGGACUCCCAUGGCUGUAAAUAAAAGUUCCUCUUUUUUCUA